UGGCCGGAAAACGUCGGUGGAAACGCUAGCCGCAUUCGAGCCUGCAAACCGUUAUCUGAUCUACUGAGUCGGUUUAAAUCGCAAAUCGGGAUUUUUAUUUUCGAUUCCGCCGCUUUGCCGAGUAGAGAUCCACUCCCGAGGUCCGAUCACGUUAAUAUCGAAGGGGUCAGGAUCUCGAUUCCCCCCCCCCUUCCCCGGACCCGCCCGAGCCUCCAACUCCAUUUCGUGUCUUGACACCUCCGAGUCACCAGGCCGCGACCUACCUUCACAACCAUGGGGCUCGCCAUUUCCAACUUAUUCAGUCGAUUAUUCGGAAAGAAGCAGAUGCGGAUCCUGAUGGUGGGACUUGAUGCUGCUGGGAAAACUACAAUCCUGUACAAGCUAAAGCUGGGUGAGGUUGUCACCACCAUUCCUACUAUCGGUUUUAAUGUGGAAACUGUUGAAUAUAAGAACAUCUGUUUCACUGUGUGGGAUGUUGGAGGUCAGGAUAAAAUUCGCCCCCUAUGGAGACACUACUUCCAAAACACACAGGGCCUGAUUUUUGUUGUGGACAGCAAUGACCGAGAGAGAGUCCAGGAAUCAAAGGAGGAACUACAGAAAAUGCUUCAAGAGGACGAGCUGAGGGAUGCGGUCUUGCUGGUAUUUGCAAACAAGCAGGAUUUGCCAAAUGCCAUGCCUGCAACAGACCUUACUGAAAAGCUGGGAUUACAAUGCUUGAACCGUAGAGCUUGGAACAUACAGGCUACAUGUGCUACCCAAGGUACUGGCCUAUAUGAAGGACUGGACUGGUUGUCCAAUGAGCUCUCUAGACUGUAGAAGAAUAACAUUCAUGUUCUCGCCUGCAUUGGUGUGACAACUGCUAGGACUUGAACUCAAAGACUUUAAACAGCUUAUUUUCCCUUUCUUCCAUUCUGUAUCCUUAUUUUCAUUUCAUCUCCUUCUGUUUGCCAGCUCUUUAUAAUGCAUGUUUUUUAAAAAUUUAUCCAAGGUUGGACAAGGAUUAUCCUUUCAUUCAACGAUGCAUGGAUAUUCCUUGCAGGACCAGUUUGAGGAAUAACAGCAUAAGUUGCCUCUUAGUUGCAAAUUAGAACUUUUUUUGUGAUUAAGAGAACUUUGCAACCUGCUUUCAACUGCAAUAGUUUCCCCACUGCAGUUCUAAAUACAUACCCAAGUAACUGGAUGAGCCACAUCAACAGUAUCCCACAGAGCUUGUUAAAUCUUCUGAUUUUGGACCAUAGAGUAUUUUAAAUGGUUGCUUGAUGCAUAAUAAUGCCCCUCUCUUCAGAGUUCCACAAUCAAUGUUUUUAAUAAGCGGAUUCCAGCAAAAGAAGAGGUUUUGCAUUUGUUUGCUUUCUGGCUGCAGGUGCCGUAAAUGAGCAUGGCUGUAUUGUUUCAGAUUUAGAAAAAGAGUGGACACAUGAAGCCUUGUUCAGUCACCAGCUAAACUGUAGCUUGUAGACUGAGUUUUUAAAUCUUCAUUUUGUGAAGAGUACCAGUUAUAAGAAACAGAUUCGUGAGCAAUCUUAGCUUAACUGCAGCAAUCAGGUGUUGACUGGAUAAACCAACUUUCUUUUCAUUCUCUGAUCCUUGCCCUGUGAAAGAGCCUUUUAUCUUUGUGUCAAGUUGCCCUUUAUUUUCAUGGAUGGUCAUGUCUCCCCUCCCAGUAUAUUCCUCUAAUUGUUGGCAUUUUCUUCGGUGUAACGUCAGGUGACCAGUGAGAGUUGAGGGCCAACCAAAAUCUUGCUAGGAAAUACUUUAUGAAUGGAGGUACAUCACUUAAAACUACAACAAUUUGUAUAUUUUAAUUGAUGGCUGUGCAUUUUUCAUCAACUUAAGAAUAAACCAUCAGGUUACAAAGGGCACUGGUUUGCUGUUUUAAUGGCUUGUGAGUAAAUCAUACUUUCCACUGUAGUAUAGGGCAAACUUGGUUAAUAAUUGUGCCUCUUUGUGUGUAUAUAUGUGGUUUAAAAAUACAGCCAAAUCUUAAAUUGUAUGCAUGGGCAUUUACCUCAUUCUGCCAUGGUAUGUAUUUGUGCUUAUGUAAAAAAUUAUGGGGAGCCCUUCUAAAAUUUCCCUUGUGUUAAUGUAAUGUUCUUUUUGGUUAUGUAAACACUUAGAGCUUUAGCUGCUGUAAACACAUCUGCAAAGGUUUUUUUGCGUUCCCUGUGGAAACUGUGAUCCUGAUAACUGGCAUUAAUCUAAACAGUAAAUCAGUGAGCUGAGACAAACCAUUCUGAAAUUGCUGAGGCAGAGUACCUUUCCUGAAACUGAAUCUUAAUAAAGGCCUUUUCAGAAACAUUCCCUAAUAUUUUGUGCAUGAGUUGUGCUUUCAACUUCAACUUUUAUGUUUAAAAAUGGGACCAGUGGAUGCUAUAAUGUGUCCAUCUGACAUGAUGGGCAACGGUUGGAAUUUGAUGCUCUGGAAAAUACUUCCCUCGAUGUUUGGGAGUGGUAGGAAUAUCCUACCAGUUCUGGGAAAUGAGGUGUGGUACAAAAUGCACUCAUGGUGAAUACUGGGUUUUGUAUUUGGGCAUUCCUUUUGGUGGUGGGUGGGGGGGGAGGGCGGUAAAUAACAUACCAUUUCUGAAGCUUAAAUAUUUGGCUUAGAAAAUGCAAUGUAAACCAGAUUGUUCAGAACAAAGCUUUUUUCUCCUCCCCCUGAACUAUGGAUUGAGGAUCCUGUUUGUUAGUGAGCAGGAGCCAGCGUGAAUCAAUUAUAGUGUCCUGAGACUGCCGUGCCAUUUGUGAGAUCAUGUCUCCAUUAUCCUUUAACAUGUGCAGAAAUGAUCAAAACUUCAUUCUUCUCUUUGGAUGCAAGACUGUUAACCUAACAACAUCUGAGGGUUCUAAAGAGCAGUUGUUGAUCUGAGAGAUUCUCUAUUUCCAUUUGGAUACACACUGAUUUCCUGAGUAUUUUUGGAAUUAUCAAUAAUCUUAGAUUUACAAGAUGUGCAGUUUCCUUUUAUUGCAUUUCAAUCACUCCUGUAAGCCCUGGCUUUAAUUUUUUAAGUAUAUGAUCCUUAGAGCAAUGGAAAUGGUCUUUACUGUCAACUUUAAAUAUCACAUUGUCACUUUCUUAAUUCUAAAUUAUGGUCAUUGUACAAUUUUUCUUUGUAAUUCAGCACAUUUUGAAAAUUAAGUCCUGGAGUCAUUCUGGUAAAAUUACAAAUUGUCCAGAAUUCCUCCUGAUAUUCCCACAAAUGAUCAAACCAGUUUUGUUGGUAUUCUGUAACUGUAAUGCCUUGCUUUGUAGUCAUUUAGAAAUAAAGGGCAGCAUUUUAUUAGCUCUUAUUUUUUGUACAUUUAUAACAUGCAUGUUGAUCUAUAAAAUCUCUUAGUCCUCCACUACCUAGUCUUUAGAAUGGGAUAUUUAAGUCAUAAUUUUUGGGAUAAACUAUUUGUUUUCAUUGAGUGGCAUUUGUUAGUUUGCUAUUAAAUUUGUACUUAAUGCUUCCA
Molecule: messenger RNA, 3456 nt
Organism: Hypanus sabinus (Atlantic stingray)
Lineage: Eukaryota; Metazoa; Chordata; Chondrichthyes; Myliobatiformes; Dasyatidae
Product: ADP-ribosylation factor 4
Exons: 6
Coding region: 274-816 (180 amino acids)
Biological process (GO): intracellular protein transport; vesicle-mediated transport
Cellular component (GO): cytoplasm; plasma membrane
Molecular function (GO): GTPase activity; GTP binding
Source: RefSeq, a predicted model, not a curated record